AUGAAGCGUCCUCAUUCUCCAGUUUCACAUGCCACUCCACCCUCAAAACAUGUUCGAACAUCCUAUGGUUGCACAGCUCAUGACUUUCAGGUGGAUUCCACUCACAUGAACCAAGUCUUUGACCAACAGCAGUGGAAAUCUGAUCCGAUCCUUAUCCCCACACAGCCAAUUAAUACAUCCUGCCUUGACCUAAGAAUGCCACAACCUCUCCGACACCGAGUCCGCAUUGACGACAUUGACGAGUAUUUAGCCCAACAUGAAUCCUCGGACAGCGAUGAAGAAGACAAUCGAACAACGUACGUAGGAGAUAAUAUGCGAGGUUCGGUUAUCCAGGGAAGCGAUGAUAUACAUCUUGUCGAUGCUCACGUCAAUGGCGCAUUUCUUCCUAUGCAAAGACGGUCCGGAGAAACAAAAUUACGCAUACCAGACUUUGUUCUACGAAACAAUUCCCCAGAACCACCUACAAAACCCAAUGGGCGUGACCUCAUAUUGUACCAACAACCUCCUUGGAAAGCAUUGGUAGAAUCCAGCUCCUCUAACCCUACCACAACAAAUUCCCAAAAUGAGUAUUGUAUGGAAGUUGACGAUCGACAAAACCAAACAUCGUAUUCGAUCGAUGCCAUGGAAAUCGAUUAG
Phycomyces blakesleeanus NRRL 1555(-) is the source of this 636-nucleotide messenger RNA. RefSeq lists its product as hypothetical. The transcript has 4 exons. The coding region runs from base 1 to 636 and encodes 211 amino acids. NCBI's taxonomy places the organism in Eukaryota, Fungi, Mucoromycota, Mucoromycetes, Mucorales, Phycomycetaceae. The record is from RefSeq and is a predicted model, not a curated record.